This is a messenger RNA of Vigna unguiculata (cowpea), 1395 nucleotides long. RefSeq lists its product as uncharacterized. Lineage: Eukaryota; Viridiplantae; Streptophyta; Magnoliopsida; Fabales; Fabaceae. The record is from RefSeq and is a predicted model, not a curated record.
AUGUGGCGUGCACAUGCUAUGGCAAACCGGAGACGUAGGAAUACCGUAGGUGCUGAUGAGAUUGCUAAUGCGAUCCAUAGGAUGGUGGACUCUAUGCAACCAGUGGCAACACAACCUAGAGCGAUGAUUCCUCCGGUGAAACCUGUGACGAUGGAGGAUUUCAUGCGUCAUAAGCCAGCCAAAUUUACUGGGAAGGCUACCCCAGAUGAGGCAGACGCGUGGUUACGCGAGUGCGAGAAGAUCUUUCGGGUGAUAGAAUGCACAAAGGCGCAGAAACUCACAUUCGCCACCUUUCUGUUAGUGAUUGAGGCCGAGUAUUGGUGGAUGGGGAUGCAACAACAGAUGCAGACCCAGGAGGAGGAGGUGUCAUGGACCAACUUCAGGAGGAGGUUCCUGGAGAAGUACUUUCCUGACAGCGCUAAACAUGAGCGCGAGGCAGAAUUUCUCACACUACAACAGGGGAGCUUGUCUGUGCAAGCAUAUGUGGAGAGGUUUGAAUACCUAUCUAAGUUCUACUCACAGACCGUCACCGAGGAGUGGCGCUGCGGGAAGUUUGAGGGCGGCUUGAAACAUGAGUUGCGAAGCAUUAUAGUGCCUUUGAGGGUCAGAGAGUUUCCCGUUUUGGUCGAGCAGGCCAAAAGCCUGGAACAAUUAGAGAUGGGGCCCAGUCGGCCGGGGCAUUUUUCUAACAAGUGUUCGAAUAAGAAGUCCACCCCCGGAUCACGAUCUCAACCACCUUCCUCUGAUAGGCCGAGAGCGGCAGGCCGGGUUUUCGCCAUGACCAGCACUAAGGCCUCCCGGUCAGGAGCUUCACACUCCUUCAUAUCCCACGACUGCGUGAAGAAACUGGGAUUGUCGACUUGCGACUCUGGGGUGCGAGGUGAUCGUCUCGACACCAGCAUCUGGGUAGAGGGCAGACGAUUCAAGGUGAACCUCAUAUGCUUGCCUUUGGAGGGUUUGGACGUGAUAUUAGGAAUUGACUGGUUGUCAAACAAUCACAUAGUCUUUGAUUGUGGACAACACAGGGUGGUGUUCCCAGAGUCAAAGGGAAUUGAGUUGAUCUCCUCUCACAGAGCCUUGAAGGAAAUGGAAGAUGGAGCUACUUGUUUCAUGAUAGUGGCUCAAGGAGAAAAGAAGAGCACAGAGGAAAAGAUCAGAAGUAUACCAGUGGUGGACGAGUAUGUCGACGUAUUUCCUGAUAAAAUACCCGAAUUGCCACCAAGUAGGGAUAUAGAUUUCUCUAUUGAUCUAAUCCCUAGAGCGGGUCCAGUGUCGGCCGCUCCUUAUAGAAUGGCACCAGCGGAGUUGGCAGAGCUGAAAAAGCAGAUCGAGAAUCUGCUAGAGAAGAAGUUUAUCAGACCUAGUGCGUCACCAUGGGAGCUCCUGUGUUACUAG